AUGGAUGCAGAAUAUGAGUCACAGUACGAUCCGGUCCCAAGAGAAUCUCAAUAUGAUAUUCGUAUACCUCAAGAUGAUCUUGAUGUAUUUCGGUCUGCCGAAUCAUCAACGGUCUCCGCGUCACCAGCCGCUCUCCACACCGGGUUUCAACAAAAGAGCUUAGAGCACAUCAACUCAUUCCGCAGUCGAUUCGCCAAUGCAGCUCAGAUUGCUAACAAGCAAAAAAUGAGAUAUAAUCGCAAAUUGGAAGCAGCCAUCCAGAAUUAUACUUCAAGCUGUGACCUUCUGGACGAAAUUGAGGAUAUGCCCACGUAUGCUAUUCUGGACAAAAAAUUUAUCGACAGCCACAUUCGGCAGACCGAAACACAUCAAGAUCAUCUUGAGGUAUACGAAUAUCAUAUUGAGAUUCUCUUGGGACCGGAUCGUACUGUGACUCAUAUUCUGCAUCCAUUGGCUACACAGGUCGGUUGCGCAUUGAUGGCUUCACCAUGUAAAUGGCCGAGAGGUCAUGAGGAAUGGCCGACAAUCGGCAAAAUUCAAACCAUCUGCCUUGUCGGAGAAGUUGCCGCAAUCGAAGGAAACGGGAGGAUCUAUGGAACGCCAGGAUCGAAAUGCUUGGAAGGACAAAAAGAUGGACUAUGUGUUUCGAAGGACAGCUGUGUUUGCGAUAAUUUUUAA
Caenorhabditis remanei is the source of this 678-nucleotide messenger RNA. RefSeq lists its product as uncharacterized. The record is from RefSeq and is a predicted model, not a curated record. The transcript is spliced from 4 exons. Lineage: Eukaryota; Metazoa; Nematoda; Chromadorea; Rhabditida; Rhabditidae. Bases 1 to 678 code for a protein of 225 amino acids.